UUUGUAUUUUACCUUUUUUCCUAUAUUUGUAAACUAUUCAAAAUUCUUAAUAGUGAAAUAAAGGUUCCUUCAUUUUUUCAGCAUUGAGUAAGUUGUAUUUCUAUCUAGAUUGUGAGAUUUAUUCCUCAACACUGAAGUUAUCAUGAGUAAAUCCAGCGUUCGAGUGUAUGUCAGAUUGCGACCGGUCAUUCACGAAGAAAAUCAAGAACCUGAAGAGACUUGUCUGAGAACCACAAGUCAUAAUAAAGUAGAGCUUCUCAACUGGAGGGACACAAGAGAGACAUUGGAAUACACAUUCAAGCAGGUAUUUGCCGAAGAUUCCACCCAGGAGGAAGUCUACUGCACAUGUGUUCAACCUGUUUUGUCAAGAUUCAUUGAACAGAGACAGAAUGUUACAAUAUUUACUUAUGGACCAACUGGAGCAGGGAAAACUUUCACAAUCUUGGGAACCAAUGAACAUCCUGGUAUCAUACCAAGAACCAUACGGUCAUUGUUUAGUAAAGUUCGUCAAAUGACAACACAGGAUGACAACUUUUUACUCUCAAUGUCAUAUUUGGAAAUUUACCAAGAAAAGGUAUAUGAUCUUCUGAAGAAAGAAAAUAAAGAUCUCAACAUAAGGCAAGACCAAGAGGGAAAUAUAUUUGUUCCUGGUAUCACUCAACAGAAUAUUACUAACUUUGAAACAUUCGAAAGAUUGUUUAUUCCGGCAAGUGAAAACAGACGAGUCGCUGCGACAAAACUUAACACUAGAUCAAGUCGUUCACAUUCGAUCUUACAGAUACAGAUGAAAAGUUGGAACACAUCGAAACCUAACCAUCAUCAAAUUGCCAAACUUUAUCUUAUUGAUCUUGCAGGUUCAGAGGACAAUCGAAGAACUGGUAAUACUGGAGUUCGCUUGAAAGAAUCAGGAUCAAUCAACUCAUCAUUACAUGUCCUUGGUAAAGUGGUUGAUGCAUUAAACGCUGGGACAUCUGCUAGAAUACCAUAUAGAGAUAGCAAAUUAACAAGAUUACUUCAGGAUUCUCUCGGAGGUUCGGCUCACACAUGCAUGAUUGUGAAUGUUUCACCUGAGAUGUCUUCUCUACUCGAUACUCAUUCAACAAUGAAUUUCGCUACAAAGAGUAAAAACAUAAUUAACAGACCAUUCACACGUGAAACCAAGUCAGAGGUAGAAGAUAAGCCUGUAAUAAAACAGGAAACACAACAGAAAAAAACCUGUGAUUCACCUGCAGAACAAAAUCCCUUACCUUUUCUCAGCCCACUCAUAAAAAAGCAUGUCAGCAAAAUUGAAUCAAAGUUAUAUAGCAGAUUGGAAGAUCUUGAAAAAUUGGUUAUGAAAGCACAAAGUACUCGUAAUAUAGAAUCACAUCCAAAACCUUUUUUACAAUUAUCGGAUCAAGAAGAGAAAUUUAGGAAACACGAUGAUCAUUUAGAUGAAAUUAGGAAAUCUUCAAAGCAGUUUAAGUCUCUACAUUAUCAGCAUAAACUCCUAAAAGAAGAAAAAGAGAAUGAAAGAAAAAGGCAGUCAGAGGUAGUUGUGCAUGACGACUUUUCUCCAUUAUUAAUCAAGCGUAAGAAAAUUUCUACAGCUUCGAAGCUGAAUCUGCCUGCCAAAACUACGACUCUUUCGUUACAUCGUCGUACAUUACUUACUAUUGAGAAACAACAGUUAUCAAAAACGAGUCAAGAAAUUAUUACCAUAAAAGUACCAGCAGACACCAGGAACAUACAUGCUUCAAAAAUUUUAGAAAUCCUUAACAACGGAUCAGAAAAAGAUUUGAAAAAAUUGCAUGGAAUUGGGGGAGUUAGAGCUUCACAAAUAUUCAGUUAUCGUAAUGAGAAUGGAAGCUUUGAAAAUGUAGAAGACUUAGAAAAAGUUCUGCCAAAACAAUUUGUUCAUAAAUUUUUGGAAAGUACAUUGUUGCACAGCUGUCAUGUCCAAUUGCAAUGAAGAAUAAUAUCAUGUAUAUAGAAUGUUGUUUUGAUGAUUUUUAUCCUCCCUUUCCAAUAUCUUGUUAAAAUAUGAAUUUUAGAAUGAAUUGUUUGUAUAUUUAGACACUCUAAUCUGAAAAUAUUUUGAUACAAUCAUAUGAUACAACUGUUUCUAGCACUCAUGCUUAUUGCCUGCUAUUGGUCGAUUAGGAAUCAUGGCCGCUUGUAUAUAAGUCAAAAGUACUCUCCUAAAAGUGGAAAUUUUCAGAAAUGAAAUUUACCAGUUUUAUGAUAUGUUUGUAAUGUAUUAUUGUGUAUUUGUAAUAUAAUGCUAUUUAAACAGUUUGUUAAGACUUUACUUAUUAAACUUGAAUCGUUGAAUGUUUGA
Messenger RNA from Styela clava, 2320 nucleotides. RefSeq names its product kinesin-like protein KIF22. Gene Ontology annotation, biological process: spindle elongation; mitotic spindle organization; microtubule-based movement. Gene Ontology annotation, cellular component: microtubule associated complex. The record is from RefSeq and is a predicted model, not a curated record. Gene Ontology annotation, molecular function: microtubule binding; ATP binding; microtubule motor activity. Lineage: Eukaryota; Metazoa; Chordata; Ascidiacea; Stolidobranchia; Styelidae.